AUGCCGGCCCCGACAGUUGAAGAUUUUACUUCUGACAGCGAUGACCAUGGGCCGUCAACCCUUUACUCCUACGCCCCAUCCCGUGGCAUCUCCAAGAAUCUGUCUAACCGGGGCUCAGUAUCAGCUGCUUCAGGUGAUGAAGGUGACUCCGACAUCGCCCGGCCACCCGAGCUAGAAACCACCACGAGUCGGGCGCCACCUGCUGCCUAUCAUGUCUUCGAGUUCAGAUAUGUUGGAGACGGCACGUUUGGCGGGCAACAUUCUGCAGAGCUGUCAGUUGUGUCCGACACCAAGGAAAACGCCUUGUAUGCCUUCACCAUCGUCACCAUCAUCUUCCUCCCACUUAGCGCGGUCUCGAGCAUUUUUGGCGUGAACAUUAGCGACUUUCGAGACAUGGAGCAGGGCCAGUGCUAUACUGGGCUACGGCCAUCCCCGUCACCGUCACCGUUGUUCUCCUUGGCCUCUGGGCCGGCGAGCUGGGAAACGCUUUCCGAUGGAUAUCUUGGGGCAUCGCGCGGUGGCUGUUGCCCCGCUACCUAG
Lasiosphaeria miniovina is the source of this 540-nucleotide messenger RNA. RefSeq lists its product as uncharacterized. The record is from RefSeq and is a predicted model, not a curated record. The transcript is spliced from 2 exons. Lineage: Eukaryota; Fungi; Ascomycota; Sordariomycetes; Sordariales; Lasiosphaeriaceae. The coding region runs from base 1 to 540 and encodes 179 amino acids.